AUGGGUUCGUCAUCGAUUGUCAUAUUACGGCUUAUCUCCUUGUUGCUGAUUCUUUCCAGUUGUUAUUGUUUGGAAUGGGAUAUAUCGAAUUAUCCGAAUCCAACUUCCGGCGACUUCAAACGAUGUCAUAUGCGAACAACAUCGAAUGUAUGUGAUCCAGAUGAAGUAUUGACCGAAGCGCAACGGUAUCGAUUGAAUCAUGAAUUACAUCAGCUGGAAAGUCGAACUCGACAGGAUCAUGCUUCCGAUUUUUGUCAGAAAAAAGGAAUUACGGCAGCGUUGGCUAUUGCCAGACAUAUUCGUGGUAAUUCUGAGACUGUCAAAGAAAUGGCAAAUCAAAUUCUUCAUAAGUGGACAUUAGAUAAUCAGUGUCAGAAAUCAGUGGUUUUCUUGGUUGCAGUCGAUGAUAAUCGGUUCUGGACAGCGCGUGAUGCGCGGGUUCCUGUAUAUGCGCAAGAAUUUACUCAAAUAUUCAAUUCCGAAAAGCAAUUUUUUCAACAAGGAGAUUAUUUUCAAGCGUUGAACAAUAUAAUACGGCAAACAUGGGAAAAAGCUAUAUCAAAGCAAGGAGUAGCGGAACUACCAAGUGAUGGUAAAGGUGGUGCUGGUGAGGGGGGUGGUUUUGGUCCACGUGCUUCUCCACCACCUCGUGUUGUUGUCCCAAGACCGGGUGACAGAAGGCGCGGAAGUCUUCUCCCCCAAAUACCAUUUUGGUUUUGGCUUAUAUUCUUCCUCGUCAUUAUACCUCUUCUUUGUUGUUGUUGUUGUUUGUGCUAUUGUUGUUGUUGUCGUCGUAAAGGUAAUGGUGCCAGCAACAAUCCACGAAGACAAAGACCUACCGACAUUGAGGGUGGUGGUAGGGUACCAGUGGUUGGUGGUGGUGGUGGUAGGAUGCCAAUGGGUGGUGGUAGUGGUGCAAGAGGUGCAGGUUUCAACAAUUUCUUGGGUAGUCUUGGAGGUGUGGGUCUGGGUCAUUUAGUCGGUCAACUGUUAGGUGGUGUUAAUAGACGUCGUAAUUUUCCUGCCAGACCAGGUUACCAAGGUGGUGGUGCUUAUCCUGCAGCACCAUACCAACCUAGUAUAGGUUACGGAGGUGGCACCCGUGGUACUGGUACGAGUGGCAAAGGACUUUACCCAUCAGUUGCUGUAAUUGAUGAAGGUGGUGGAGGAGGAUGGUAA
Messenger RNA from Cercopithifilaria johnstoni, 1179 nucleotides. The record is from the annotation of a GenBank genome assembly. Lineage: Eukaryota; Metazoa; Nematoda; Chromadorea; Rhabditida; Onchocercidae.